AUGUCUUUUAACAACACUCAGUAUAACAGCACAUUUGCUGAGGAUGAUGCGGGAACUGUUGAGAUGAAAGCAGUGUCCUUUUACACACCUCUGAUCUACGUUUCGAUCUUGGUUAUAUCGCUAACUGUGUUUGCCUCACAUUACCGGAAGAAAACAGUGAAAGAGCUGAGUGAGCUGCCAUCUAUGUUUGACGAGUCAGUCGCUAGAGAUCUAUAUUUUGAGCUGAAGCAAAUGAAUGAUACGGGCGACGCCAAAGUUCACGAAAAAGUGUUGAAAGCUGCACUUCUCAAUCGUGGAGCUGAGGCCAUCAGAAGAACGCUAAAGCUCAAGGAAAGCGAACCACAGGUAACAAUGCUAUACAAGAAUGGCUGUGUCGGAGAAGAGUACUGGAAACGGUAUCAAAACGAGGUAAAGUUGGUGGAUUUGGAGUUCAAAGAUGCCAUUCAAGAAGCUGAAAGGCUGCAACCCGGUUGGCCUCAACUAUACGUUGCCGUUAGCAAAGAAAUCUGUUUCAACCAAGCUCUGAAAAGACGCUUUCAGGCCAUUUUGCUGCGGAAGGAGGUUUUUUCGGAGCAGUGGCAGCUCAAGUUUGAUAGUACGGGCAAGCUAAUUGAGUAA
Messenger RNA from Lachancea meyersii CBS 8951, 618 nucleotides. NCBI's taxonomy places the organism in Eukaryota, Fungi, Ascomycota, Saccharomycetes, Saccharomycetales, Saccharomycetaceae. The record is from the annotation of a GenBank genome assembly.